AGCGGCGGGAGCGGCGGGAGCGGAGCAUGGCAGCGCUGGCGGCCGCCUCCCCCGGCGGGGACGAGUGUCUGGAGGAGGAUGAGGAUGAGCUGGAGCCGGGGCUGGACGAGGCGGAGGCCGAGCCCGAGGUCGGGAGCGGCGCGAAGGCGGCGGGGGGGCCCCGGGGCGCCGUCCUGACCCGCAGGGGGAUCACCCUGAGGGUCCUGCUCCGAGACGGGCUCCUGGAGCCGGGCAGGGGCGUCCUGUCCAUCUACUACCUGGGCAAGAAGUUCGUGGGGGACCUGGGCUCGGACGGGACGAUCACCUGGCAGGAGACGGGGCAGGUGUUCAACUCGCCGAGCGCUUGGGCCACGCACUGCAAGCGCCUGGUGAACCCCGCCAAGAAGUCGGGCUGCGGCUGGGCGUCCGUGCGCUACAAGGGCCAGAAGCUGGACCAGUACAAAGCCGCGUGGCUGCGCAAGCACCAGCCCAACGUGCCGCCCCCCGAGGAGGUGGGAGCGGGGUCGCCUCCCCCCGGCACCCCCAGGGUGCGGGGCGAGCCGGGUGCCAGCCCCGUGUGCCCGCAGAGCUUGGCCAGCGAGGGCGAGGAGGAGGAGCUGCCCGAGGAGGAGGAGGAGGAGGCGGCCAGGGAGGGCCGGGUGCCGCUGCCGGAGCCCGCGGCUCCCAAAAAACCGGAGGAGAGGAGCAAGAAGCAGCAGGGCAAGAGCCCGGCGGAGCCGGCGGGGACGGAUCCCGGCAGCGCAGGGAAAAGGCUGGAGGUGAAACCCCGGGUGCCCGUCCGCUACUGCACCCUGGGCACCCGCGACUCGGCCAGGAACCCCCAGACCCUGGUGGAGGUGACGUCCUUCGCGGCCAUCAACAAAUUCCAGCCCUUCAACGUGGCCAUCUCCAGCAACGUCCUCCUGCUGCUGGAUUUCCACAGCCACCUGACGCGGAGCGAAGUGGUGGGGUACCUGGGGGGGCGGUGGGACACCAACACGCAGCUGCUCACGGUGCUCCGAGCCUUCCCGUGCCGGACCCGCCUGGGGGACGCGGAAGCGGCGGGCGCUGUGGAGGAGGAGAUCUGCCAGAGCCUGUUCCUGCGGGGGCUGUCGCUGGUGGGGUGGUACCACAGCCACCCCUUCGGGCCCGCGCUGCCCUCGCUGCACGACAUCGACGCGCAGAUGGAUUAUCAGCUCAAGCUGCAGGGCAGCGGCAACGGCUUCCAGCCCUGCCUGGGGCUCAUCUGCGGGCCCUUCUACCACGGCAAUCCCGGUGUGGAAUCCAAAAUCGCUCCCUUCUGGGUGAUGCCACCGCCGGAGCAACGCCCCAAUGACUACGGGAUCCCCAUGGACGUGGAGGUCACCUACAUCCAGGACGGGUUCCUCACCAACGACGUGGUGCAGGAGAUGACGCUGCUGGUGGAGUUCUACAGGGGAGCCCCGGACCUGGUGAAGUUCCAGGAGCUGUGGAGUCAGGACCAGACCUACCUGGACAAGCUGAAGGGCUCGCUGGCCUCCCGCACCCCCAAGGACCAGAGCUUCACGCACGUCCUGGAGCAGAUCUUCAGCCUCCUCAAGCUCAGCGGGUGAGGGCCCGGGGCUGGCCCGGCCCUGGUGCCUCCCACAGCCCCGGGGCUCACCCGGGACAGCCCCGGGACAGCUCCAGGUCCCGCCG
Catharus ustulatus (Swainson's thrush) is the source of this 1656-nucleotide messenger RNA. RefSeq names its product MPN domain containing (gene MPND). NCBI's taxonomy places the organism in Eukaryota, Metazoa, Chordata, Aves, Passeriformes, Turdidae. Gene Ontology annotation, molecular function: metallopeptidase activity; polyubiquitin modification-dependent protein binding. The coding region runs from base 27 to 1571 and encodes 514 amino acids. The record is from RefSeq and is a predicted model, not a curated record. Gene Ontology annotation, biological process: double-strand break repair. Gene Ontology annotation, cellular component: BRCA1-A complex; BRISC complex. The transcript has 12 exons.